This is a messenger RNA of Eupeodes corollae, 327 nucleotides long. RefSeq lists its product as uncharacterized. The transcript is spliced from 3 exons. The record is from RefSeq and is a predicted model, not a curated record. Lineage: Eukaryota; Metazoa; Arthropoda; Insecta; Diptera; Syrphidae. The coding region runs from base 1 to 327 and encodes 108 amino acids.
AUGAAGAGUCAACCAAUUAUCGAUAAAAUUGUUGAAAAAUUACAAACUAUCGACGCAUCAAACCGAACAACAUUCCUUAUUUUUCAAUUUAAUUUUAACGCUGCCGAUGGAAGCCUUUUGAAAAGUUUUGUUCUGGAUUUGAAAGAACUUAAGAUGUACGAAGGAACUGCAGCCAGUCCCGAUAGUGAAAUAGUUAUUGGAGAUGAAGAGUUCUUUAUGUGGGCAACUAAUCAAAUUACCUACGAUGAUCUUAAAGCUAAUAAUAAAGUCGAGAUAAAAGGCAAUUUAGAAGCUGUGAUGAAGUUGAUGGAUAAGUUCCAUAAGUAA